Rotaria socialis is the source of this 1119-nucleotide messenger RNA. The record is from the annotation of a GenBank genome assembly. NCBI's taxonomy places the organism in Eukaryota, Metazoa, Rotifera, Eurotatoria, Philodinida, Philodinidae.
AUGAUCAUUUUGUUAACGUCAUCGCGGACUAUAGCCCGUUUCGAUGCAGCCCGUCAAACAUGGAUUGCCCAUCUCUCAGCGAUGAAGUCAAUAGACCUAGACCAGAAGUGCUUAUACUCAUCUAUUCGCUGUCUCGAAUAUUUUGAGUGUUGCCUUAAUAUAUCUAAUGGCAAAUCAGCAAAGCUCAUUAUUGUAAGCGAUGAGGCUGAUCCGCAACGUGGAAUAGUAACAUUGCUAGAGCUCCAUGGAAAAAUAAACUAUCUUGAUGCGCAGCAUCGGCAGCUUAAAAUGAUCAAGCAUCUUAUAAAAUUCGACAGGCGUCUCAUUGCACAUAUUAGAUGGGUUGCUUUGACCGAUGAUGAUACUUGGCUCAAUGUCAAUCAAAUUCUUGCUGUGUUAUCAAUGCUCGACUGGCAAAAGCCAAUGGCUGUUGGCCAUAUUUUAACAGAACAAGAGAGCACUAAAGAUCUACUAUAUGCCUCCGGGGGAGCAGCCCAUUUAUAUUAUCUACCAAAAGUCCAUAAACUUGGCACUCCACUUCGGCCAAUUGUCUCUGAACUCAAACAUCCAACUAUAAAAAUAUCAAAAUUACUCGACGGAUUACUCCGACCUUUUUUUGAUGGAAUGGUAUCAAACACGACUGUGACUUCUGGAACUGAAGUUAUCAAACUGUUACAAGAAUGGUCAAAACGUAAUAUACGUCAAGAAACUUUACUAUGCACAAUGGAUGUGAUGGAUCUGUAUACAAUGAUACCCCAAACAGAAGGUUUUUUAUCAAUUAAAAAAAUGUUAGAUUACUUAAACAUUAAACAAAUUGAUGGUUUAAAAAUGGAAACCAUUAUGCGUCUAUGUAGAUUCGUGAUACAAAAUAAUUAUUUUUCUUACAAUGGUAAAUAUUAUCAUCAAGUACGAGGUUGUGCUAUGGGUUCACCGUUAACGUUAACAAUUGCUAACUGCUAUAUGUUCUUUUUUGAACGAGACAUCGUUAAACAAAUUAGCAAUAGCAAUGGAUUCUAUAUACGAUACAUCGAUGGUAUAUUUAUUACCAUCAACUGGCCUACUCAACAUUUAUCGAAACAAUCGAUCGAUGGAAUAAAUUCGACGUUAACAUUAAAUUAA